AUGCGGUUCUGGUGGCUAACUCUGUCCAGCCUUACCAUUCAGGGCAUUCGCGUUCAGGACAGCGACAGUCUGCAGCGCUUGUUGGGGAGUUGCGUGCAACCUUGGCUCCCAGAUGAGACCGCUUGUUCCGCCCGAAGCAUCAGAGAGAUGCCGACCCUUCUUGACGAGGCAGUGUACACAGUGGAGUAUGCCAGUCAUCCAAUCAGCAGCAACGGCCUCAAGUCCUUGUCCGAGCUCCUCUCCUUCACCCACUCUGCCUUGGUCAUCACAGAGGCAUGGCAGGUCUUCUCCGCCGAGCAAACCCAGCCCUCCGCAUUGCUCUUCGAGUACUUCGCGCGAGACUUUGGUCCCAAGGCAAUCCUUCCAGCUUCCAUCUCGGAUGGAGGCAUCCCGAUUUGGGAGAACCAGGCCGUAGUGGGCUGGCGCGUGGCUGCAGACAAAGGGGAGUGGCUGCAAGGUGCAAAUAGGACCACCGUAGGCACGGCCACUGGAAAGAUCUUGAACCAGUGGUUCAGGGAGGUGGUCUUGUGGGGGAAAAGGCAUCCGGGCUACAACCUCUUCAAUCUAUGGGAUUCCACGGAUGCGGUGACACGGAAAUCGUACAUGGGAGACAGUGUCUGCCACUCUUUCACGGAGUGGAGCUUGGUAGACCUCUUCCGGCUUGGGGCCGACUUUGCGAUUCAGCAUCCCCUGUGCCGGAACUACUUCUCUUUCAUCACGAACGACAGCCCGAGGAAGCUCAACAUGACGACUCCGGCCGACUCCCAGACCGUCCUGGAGUUCUACAAGAGGCUCGAGCCCCUGACCUCCCGGAGCUUUCACGACCUCCCCGAGUUUUCCUCGAACCUUCUGAGCGCGGUGAGGGGGGAGAUCUCGCAGAGCCCCGGCGAAGUCGUCCUCUUCCAGCGGGGUCUGGAGGACUCCGGGGCCGGGGAGUACUUCCGUGCUGAUCUGGUGAAGCCUUAUUUCGGAGUGAAGCCGAGUCAGCUGGCUCAAAGAAUGAUCUUGCCGUGGCAAAACAUCCCGGCGAACAUCGAGGGCGAAUGUGCAUACGGUGGAAGCCCAAAGCGCCUGGGCCAAGGCCGCCUUGAGACGGAUGACCUGAGUCGCCGUCAAGACGACUGGGAGCGGGAAAUCGAAACCCUGGACCAGAAGGAGAUGGAGCUGCACCAGUCGCAGUUGCGGCUGAUCCGCGAGCAGACAGCCAUGUUCAUUCGAGACCUCUCUGUUCUACAGGGGGAGGUGACCGCCCUGAAGGAGGGAUUGAGUGGCUCCCUGGCGCCACAUUCCCCGCUGCAAAACGAUUUCAAAGAGCAGAAGGCAAAGCUGCUAUCCCAGGAGCAGCUCACCCUGUCCCUUCAGAAGCGUGUCGACUUUUUGGAGAGGUUGCUGGGCGAGUCCGUCGAUCGGCAUGCGCAGGAGAUCUUUAAGGCAAAGACGGCUCAUGCAAAGCUGGCGGGAGAAGCGAAAGCUCGAGAGGCGCAUCAUGCCUCCGUGGCAGAUCGGCUUGGCUACAUUGAGCAACUGGUGGGUGACUCCUUCGACAAGCAUUCCAAAGAGAUCCAGACGUCGCAUUCCCGAUUGGAGAGCCUGCACAGCCGCCUUACGGCUUGCGAAUCACAGGCCAACCAGGAUUCACUACGGGAUCGCGUGGAUUUCCUGGAGAAGUUGCUGGGAGAGUCUUCGCAGAAGCACGCCGAG
Symbiodinium necroappetens is the source of this 1701-nucleotide messenger RNA. NCBI's taxonomy places the organism in Eukaryota, Dinophyceae, Suessiales, Symbiodiniaceae. The record is from the annotation of a GenBank genome assembly.